Messenger RNA from Tribolium madens (black flour beetle), 1961 nucleotides. Its product is annotated as SWI/SNF-related matrix-associated actin-dependent regulator of chromatin subfamily E member 1-like. The transcript is spliced from 10 exons. Lineage: Eukaryota; Metazoa; Arthropoda; Insecta; Coleoptera; Tenebrionidae. The record is from RefSeq and is a predicted model, not a curated record. Gene Ontology annotation, cellular component: SWI/SNF complex. Gene Ontology annotation, biological process: negative regulation of DNA-templated transcription. Bases 204 to 1916 code for a protein of 570 amino acids. Gene Ontology annotation, molecular function: nuclear receptor binding; nucleosomal DNA binding.
CUCAAUUCGAACAUUAAAUAAUAAUUUUUGUGUUUUUAUUAAAAAUGCUUUGAAUUUGUCACUGGUGAUUUUCGUGUUAUCAGGUUGGGUGUGAGUGGUUUGUCGGCAAAAUGGCGUCGUCAAUGGUGUAAAAGUGUUGUGUUUGUGUAUUUUUAAAGAAUCUCAUUUAAAAUAGAUCUGUUUUUUAAUUAGUGUAGUGAAAAAUGGCUCUUCCAGCCAAUUACAAGCAAGUAGCGAUGCAAAUGCCUAGCCCCCAAACAAACCAUUUGCUGUCGGCAGGCCUGCCCAUGACUUUCAACAUAUUGAAAGAGCGUUUGAGAGCGUCUGGUGGUUCAGGAUCUGGAUCAAAUUUGUUUUUACAGAAAGAAACAAGUCCGUUUGUAACAACGCCGAAUGGCCACCCUGGUUUUUUACCACAAAAAGUGGGAAAGAGUUCGUCGAACGAUUCACGGACCCCUAAGCCCCCCAAAGCCCCCGAGAAGCCUCUCAUGCCCUACAUGAGAUACAGUCGAAAAGUUUGGGAUACGGUGAAAGCUCAAAAUCCAGAUUUGAAAUUAUGGGAAAUCGGAAAAAUCAUCGGUCAAAUGUGGAGAGACCUUCCCGAGGACGAAAAAAACGAAUUUGUUGAAGAAUACGAAAGUGAAAAGUUAGAGUAUGAAAAAACCCUGAAAACUUACCACAACUCGCCGGCUUAUCAGGCAUUCAUCGCUGCUAAAAAUCGAGGUAAAAGUGGUAAGUUUUCUUUCAGAAAUGAAAAUUUUUUUGUAAUAAAAAUUCUAGGUAAUGAUAGUGACUCGCAUGACCGGAGUAGUUCGUCAUCUAAACAACAAGGCGUCGAUCGACGGAUCGAAAUUCAAGCUGCCGAAGACGAAGAUGACCAAGACGACGGCUAUUCGGUCAAGCACGUCUCCUACGGCCGCUUCCUGCGCAACCACCGCCUCAUCAACGAGAUUUUCUCCGAUACUGUGGUCCCCGAUGUGCGAUCUGUCGUCACCACAGGUCGCAUGCAAGUCCUUAAACGUCAAGUUCAAUCCUUAACAAUGCAUCAGAAAAAACUCGAAGCCGAAUUGCAACAAAUCGAAGAACGAUUUGAAGCGAAAAAACGCAAAUUUAUCGAAAGUAGUGAACAAUUUCAAGAGGAACUUAAAAAACAUUGUAAACCGGCCGUCGAUGAAGAAACAUUUCAAAAAAUGGUCGAACGACAAUACGAUUUAUUGAAAAAGGAAAGAAUGAAAAGUCUCGAAGAACAGAAACCGAAACCGGAAGAAAAUGGUACGGCCACGCCCACCGAAUUGGCGGCGGCCAAUACGCAAUCGGAACAACCGACACAGCCCACACAAGAGGGACAGCCCCAAUCUGAGCCGUUAGUGCUCCACUGCAUCCAGCCAAUGGAGCAAGACGAAAAGGCCGACAAUCCAUCUCCGCCGCCGCCCCCAGAAAACAAAGAAACUCCCGAUCAUAAACCGCCCCCACCGGAACAGCAGCCCCCAAUUGAGCACAUGCCGCCCCCCAUGCACCACCACAUGCCUCCAGCACCGAAUAUGAUGCCACCUGGACAAGUCCCCUAUCAACAGUACCCCCAAAAUAGCCCCCAGACUGUUCCUCUGCCUCCCCGCCCCCCACAUCCGGCUUAUGCAUACCCCCAACAACAAGGGUACUACUCCCCGCAAUACCCCCCUCACACUUACUACCAUCAGCCUUAUCCGCAGUACCAUAGACCGCAUUUGUACCCACCUCAUGGGCCGGUGCCUGAUGGACCACCGAAUUCGGAGGGUCAUGGCCCGGCACCCAUUUAUGGGGGCCCUGCACCCGCCGAAGCUGAAAGGGUGCAACCGACAGCGGAAGAGGAAACGACUAAACAUGAGGGCAGCACUGAAGUUCAUGCACCAGAAAAGGACAAGAAAGAAGGGGAAUAAAUGGAUUUUUUUGGUUAUUUUUGCAAUAAAUUGGAGUGGAGGUAA